UCCACCAAGAGAGCCUACAAACGAAUUUGUUGUCUGCCAGCCUGUGUGGUGGUCAUCUUGGUAGGUGUAGCAAUCCUCAUUGACCUCCUUCUGCUUCGCCUCUUUGAUUUCAACACAAUCGCCAUGCUCACUGAUUUGCGAGUUUUGCCCAUUUUUGUGAUAAUGAGCUCAGUCAUCUUCCUCGGUGUCUGUGCGUCUAUUCCGUCCCUUGCAAAUGCAGCAUUCGCCUACUUCUAUCGGCCAAAAACUCCACUGGUUAAGGCCAUUGAGGUCUAUGCGGCGGGGAGUUCCGAACUCCAUGGUAGGCACAAGAAGCGGUCUCCCAUUCUGGACAGAUUAACCGCUAGGCUUACCAGUGGAAAUAGUCCCACCAAGUCGAAUCUAAAUUGCCUUCAAAGUAGGCUAGAAGCAGCUGAUGUGCUUCCUCUCACCUCCUCCUGUGAAGUGGACAUUCUAGCCAAAAAAGAAUUCGCCAACAUCUGUGACAUGCUACAUGCCUUCAAUUUCUACCUUCAAGACAUUGAACAGACCCGUCUGGUGGUUAUGAUUGAUGCCACAGAUGCAACUUCGGCUGUACAACUUGCUGGCGUAUUCUAUCAAGUCCACAGUCUUUUGCUCACUCAACCGAAUGCGCCUAUUGCCUUCGUCAUUGCUACUAAUGUUACCGCCUUUUAUGAGAAAUCCACGAAUGUACCUCGUCCAGAUGACACCGUCUUCCAGGAGAGUCAAUCAGACGAAGCAAGUGAGGCUCUCAAUCUCCUUCGAGGCAUUGCAGAUUGCAACCAUCUGGUCCUCUUCAGUGUUCAAUUGCCCAUCUUCUUGGAUGCGGCCACUAUUAGCACCAACUCGUCUCUGAUUCAACGUCUCUGUGGUGCUAAAAAUCUCUCCACUCUCUUACAAAAUUUUGCCAACACUACACCCAUUUCACCCCAUCUCUCAACUGUAUUAAUGGAGGAUUUUGGAAAUGGAGACCACCUUCAGAUUGAACGCUCAAAAGUCAGUGUUGGCAGUGCUGCUGGCCAAAUAAACCAAGCGUAUACGUCUGCUGAGGAGCUCGGUCUUGCCUCGAGGGAGGCCGUUAGUGAGCCGUCAACAGUUAUUAAGACGGCUCCGUCCACCACAAGUUUGAGCGCUCAAAACCAACACCCUCAGCUACAGCAACUACUAAUGAAACAACAAUCCGACAGCAGUAGUACAGCACCAGCACUGGUGAAGAAUGUAAACACCUCAAGAAUGACCUCUACAAAGGCGGGUGCCAAGGGUAUUGCUGAGAUCUUCCUCGCUAAUGAGGAGAUGGCGGAUCUGAAUGUACCUGUCAUCCGAACUCUGGUGGCAGAGACUGCCUUUACGAGUAAGAAGCCUUCAUAUUGA
Messenger RNA from Hydatigera taeniaeformis, 1371 nucleotides. The record is from the annotation of a GenBank genome assembly. Lineage: Eukaryota; Metazoa; Platyhelminthes; Cestoda; Cyclophyllidea; Taeniidae.